AUGAUCGGGCUCGGUUUCUUGCACAACUGGCAGCAGAUGACAGCGCUGCGUCUAUUGCUGGAUCUCUUUGAAGGAUGUUUCUUCCCUGGCAUUAUCCUCCUUCUCUCGACCUGGUAUGUGCGCUUCAAGCUGCAGAAACGAUACGCCAGAUACUAUAUCAUCGGCAUGGUAGCCUCAGCCUUCUCAGGGAUCCUGGCGUUCGGCCUGACGCAGAUGCAAGGCGUGGGUGGACUGGAGGGCUGGCGGUGGAUAUUCAUCAUCGAGGGCAUUCUGACAUGCAUCGUCGGCGGACUCUGCUACGCAUUUUUGCUCGACUUCCCCGACCAUGCGUACAAAUCCAAUUCGCAGUUGAGUUCUCUCAGCCGCGCCGAAUGCCUGUUCAUGAUCCAGCGGGUGCAGCAAGACCGCGGCGAUCAGGACAUGGAAGCCUUCAGCUGGAGCAAGUUCCUGAGCCCAUCGCUCGACCCCAAGAUGUGGGCGUUUGCGAUGACUUUCCUCGCCAACACCGCUACUCGCUGGCGUAUUUCCUGCCGAUCAUAUAACACGAGAGCAUGGGAUUCGGUGUCAGUGCAUCGCAGUGCCUCGUUGCGCCACCCGGGAGUAGUUAUGUUCGUCGAGUCAUGGAUUGGCGACCGAUACCGCAUGCGUGGCAUCUUUAUCGUGGUGAAUUCGCGGGUGGCUAUCUGUGGACUGGCGUUGAUGGGCUGGGGCCCGUCGGCGGCGGUGCGGUACGUAGGGUGCAUUUUGGUGACUGCAGGCGGCAAUAGCAGCCUCCCGUCUAUGCUCACCUACCAGGCCAACAACAUCCGUGGUCAGUGGAGCCGGGCGUUUUCGAGUGCCACGAUUGUGGGCUCGGGAGGGAUCGUGGGUGGGAUUAUGUUCCGCACGCAAGAUGCACCGCGGUAUCUGCCGGGGAUUUGGACAAGCAUUGGGCUGAUGCUGGCUGUUAUAGUCCUCGUCGUUGGUUUGAGUGCUCACUUUCAUUUGCAAAACAUCAAGGCUGACCGGCAAGAAGUUAUUCUGGAGGGUCAUGAAGAAUUCCGGUAUACCCUGUGA
This is a messenger RNA of Penicillium alfredii, 1056 nucleotides long. RefSeq names its product phthalate transporter. Lineage: Eukaryota; Fungi; Ascomycota; Eurotiomycetes; Eurotiales; Aspergillaceae. Gene Ontology annotation, molecular function: transmembrane transporter activity. The record is from RefSeq and is a predicted model, not a curated record. The transcript has 2 exons. Gene Ontology annotation, cellular component: membrane. Bases 1 to 1056 code for a protein of 351 amino acids. Gene Ontology annotation, biological process: transmembrane transport.